GAGAACACACAGACCGGGAUCUCACGGUUUCUGGACAUUGCAACAGGUCUGGGGUGUGUAGAGAGGCGCGUGUUAGACAGCGAUCAUCACUCAGCUAACUGUUUAAAGAUGCUCAAUGACAUUAAACUAGAGGAUCGUCUGCGGACCGAUUCGGGCUUUCUGGAUGUCUUGAUCGGCGGUGACUCUCUCCAGCAUGCCGUGUGUGAGGGCUGCACGCGGAUCAUCUCAGAUCGCUUCCUGAUGCGGGUCAACGAGGCGUCCUGGCACGAAGAGUGCCUGCAGUGUGCCGCGUGCCAGCAGCCGCUGACCGCCACCUGCUACUUAAAAGACACAAGAGUGUACUGCAAGGCCGACUACCAGCAGUUGUUUGCCACCAAGUGCACCAUGUGUCUGGAGAAGAUAGCACCCACAGAGUUUGUAAUGCGAGCUCUGCAGAGUGUUUACCAUCUCAGCUGCUUCUGCUGCUGCAUCUGCAAACGCCAGCUUUGCAAAGGAGACAAGUUUGUUCUGAAAGAAGGUCAGCUGCUGUGUAAGAGUGACUAUGAGAGGGAGAGGGACCUGCUCAGCACAGUCAGUCCAGACAACUCAGAGUCAGAUAAGAGUGAGGAUGAGGAUCUGGAUGUGAAGUCAGAGAAGUGCCCUGCAGCAGGGAAAGGCAGCAAUGACAGCAAGGACCCUCACCGACCCAAACGACCACGCACCAUCCUCACCACCCAGCAGAGGAGAGCUUUUAAGGCCUCCUUUGAGGUCUCCUCCAAACCCUGCAGAAAGGUGAGAGAGACCCUGGCUACAGAGACAGGACUCAGUGUACGUGUGGUCCAGGUCUGGUUCCAAAACCAGAGAGCAAAGAUAAAGAAGUUAGCCCGCAGACAACAGCAACAGCAAGAGCAACACAAAAGGCAAAGACUAAGCCAAGAGAUGAUAUCAGGUUGUAUGGAGGGUCUGCUCAGCUCCUGCCCAGGGCAUUUACCUCCAAACCAACAGCAGCACUUGGUGACCAUGGAACACAAGGGCUACAAUACUGACCCCUUCCAGCAGGGCCUCACCCCACCACAGAUGCCUGGUGACCACAUGAACCCCUACGGCACUGACUCCAUCUUCCACGACAUUGACAGAGACACCUCUCUGACAAGUCUCAGUGACUGCUUCAUGAACACUCCAGAUGUAGGCAACCUGAAGGCUCAGGCGGGGAACCCUAUUGACUGCCUGUACUCCAUGCAGACCUCCUACUUUGCCUCUACAGACACCAUCACCACUGUUGGUACCACCCAACCCACCACACCACAUCCCAGGUCAUGAACAGUGAGUGCAUAACAGUGCACACACAAGACACAUAUGUUACAGAAUUGUCCUGCAAGACAUGAAUCAAUAAGCAGGUAAAUGUGACCGCAGGACAGAAUCCACCAAAUUGCCUGACUGACCUCCACCAGCCAAAGAAAAGAGAAAACUUGAAAGUCAAACUGUACAUGCCACCUGCCGUCUGAAUGGAGGUUUGAAGCAGUACAUUUGCCUUUUCAACUGGGUUCAUUUUGUUGGCAAGAUAGCCAACACUUUUACACAGACAUCACAAUGGAAGUGUUUAGUGGUAUGAAAAGUUGAACUUAAGUUUAAGCCAGAGAUCUGUUGGAAAUGUAGUCAGAAUCAGUUAGUCAGUUUAAUAGGUGCAUUAAAAAUGAUCUACCAAGCUUUCCUGCUGUAAUGAAAAGACGGUCUGUCAGCCAGCUGACUAAUACCUGUUACUGUAUGUAUAUAAUAUCCAGAAUGUUAAGAUGGACAACAAAUUAUUUAUUUCUCACCAAUGUGCUGGUAAACAAUGAAUCAAAAAAUAUAUUUACUUGUAAAAAGACAAUAUAAAUCCAUUGUAAACAUCCAGAUUCAGUGAUUAUUUUAUUAUGCUAUUUAUCAUACAAUUUGUGUUGUUUAAUGUAAGUUGAUUUUGCUUUGCUAUUUAUUUUCACAUUGAGAUCAUCUAGACAUUGUCAAGAGUGCAUUUUAAGUUUGCUUACUUACUGAACAUAUUGGUACUUUAAAUAAAAAGUGCAAUUUCUUGAAUUUUCAUUUUCUUUUGCAUUAGAAACAAUCAACAGAUAAUGGCAGCAAAAUUCAACUUAUCUGAUAUAUGUACAUACAGGACAUUUAAAUCACAAAUAUUCUAUAUUCCAACUCUGGCCAACAAGCUAUGAAUACCAAGACUC
Messenger RNA from Epinephelus moara (kelp grouper), 2195 nucleotides. Its product is annotated as LIM homeobox transcription factor 1-beta-like. NCBI's taxonomy places the organism in Eukaryota, Metazoa, Chordata, Actinopteri, Perciformes, Serranidae. The transcript has 8 exons. The record is from RefSeq and is a predicted model, not a curated record. The coding region runs from base 109 to 1299 and encodes 396 amino acids. Gene Ontology annotation, cellular component: nucleus. Gene Ontology annotation, molecular function: RNA polymerase II transcription regulatory region sequence-specific DNA binding; DNA-binding transcription factor activity, RNA polymerase II-specific. Gene Ontology annotation, biological process: regulation of transcription by RNA polymerase II; neuron differentiation.